AUGCCCUGCUUCAAAGGCCUUGCGGUCAGCAUCCACACUCCUGACGGGCCCAUUCCUGAGCACUCGGUCCAGAAGCAGUCGCGCCAGUCGCGCAUAUCCACCUACAUACCCGUUCCUCCAGCCAAGGUCCCAGCUGGCUCCACCACGGGCAUACCGGAGCAGUCCACCUUCGCCAUAUCCAUCACUUUACUCACGCCCGGCCUGAGCGUCCCGUACUCCACACCAAAACCCACAGCAGACGACCCAUACCCGCACCCACGCGCGGUGGGCGGUCUCCCUGGCUAUUCGAGCGAGCGGGGUCAGACUGGCCCCUCUGUACCACCCUACAUUCCUCGAACCACCAACCCAAAUGAAACCAUAGCAGCAUACAUCUACUUCGAUGGCCGAGCAAAGGAGGAAGUCGCAACGCUGUUACGGCGAGGUGAAGAGACAUGGGUCAACUCUCGGUGGGUGAGCGUACAAGGCGGCGGUCUGGCUGAGCGCGAGUUUCUCUUCAGAGAAGUCGGCUUGGAGCGGUGGCUGAAUGGCCUAGAUUUGGAGGGCAGCAACAAAGAGAAGCAACAGCGGAUAGAGCGGCGACAGAGACGUCUCGAGAAGAAGCAGCGCAUCAAGAAGGAGGAGAUGGACAGUGACGAUGAGAAAGAGCAUACCAGAUUCAAGCGUGUGGACAGGAAUGGUGUCCUGCGGUACGGUGGAGAAGGCAGCUCUCCAGUUGAGGACAUAGCCGACGACAGUGGCCUCCUAUCGUCUGCUUCGGACUCUGAAGACGAGCCACCGCAACCAGAGGCUGCUGGUCAAAUAAAGGUCGCUCUGUUCCGCGUCCUGGCUAGCGGCGAGAUCAAGAGAGGAGAGUACUCGCCUCAGUUUGACGCACAAGACGAUGACGACGGAAUGGAGAACGGCAAUGGUGACGGCGGCGAUGGCGACAUCGACCACACCACGAGCUUCGCGAAACCCAAGAGUUUAGAUCCCAAGACGAUCAGCACGCAAACCGUGACAGGUUUAGAUCCACCAGAAUCUCCUUACGCUGUUUUCACAUUCUUCUACCGCGGGGAGAAGCAACUACGGAAAAUGGGCAUACUCGAGCCAGACAAGCAGAAGACGCCUAUUGCAGCCAAGCGGAAGUCGAGUGGGCCGGACUUCUCCAAGUUUGGGCCAUUGAAGUCGACAGGUACUGUUGGUUUCUCUGGCUAUCGAGACCCCUCGAACGCCAAGCGCAAGAACAAGGGAGAGGACAAGGAUGCAGAUGCUAUGGACAGUGAUGCCGAUGAUGAAGACGAGGAGCGGUUACCUCAGGGAUCAGAUGUGGACAUCAAGCAUGAGAACGGUAACAGCCUUCUGUCACCAGAAGACGCCAAGCGCACCGGCGAGCUCUCAGAGGGUGUGCAGAAGAUCAAGCUCAAGCGACAGCAUUCUGCAGACCCCGUCGGCGACGCCGCCGCCACUCGAAAGUCACCACAUCUCAAGUCUGAGGAGACAGACAUCGGCACUCCACAAUCGGUCAACUCCACCAGCGCGAAUGCAGGCACUCCACCCGAUAGCCUGUCACCCGCCCAGAUCGACGCCGGCGAUGUUGUCAGCAGUCCAUUCAAGCGCCACAGAUCAAGCAUGCCAGGUCUCGCCGGCGGCGUCUUUGGCUCCAACACCAACGACGCUUUCCUACCAUCCACCUCAUUCUCCAACACGAUCAAAGCAGAAGACGCAUCCCAACAGCGAGCGGCAUCCACGCCAGAGGUCAAGCUCGAGGAGGCCCAUCAAGCACCACCACAGCAGACGACGACGAUGACGAAGCAGGCGGAUUCCGACGAGGAACUCUAG
Molecule: messenger RNA, 1818 nt
Organism: Zasmidium cellare ATCC 36951
Lineage: Eukaryota; Fungi; Ascomycota; Dothideomycetes; Mycosphaerellales; Mycosphaerellaceae
Exons: 2
Coding region: 1-1818 (605 amino acids)
Source: RefSeq, a predicted model, not a curated record